GCGUGCGCUUCAUUCCAGUACACGAGCCCGAGCGAAGCAGACGCUCCGCACAUUCGCUCUCAGGGAAUAAAAAAAAAUCCCCAACCCUUUCAGACCGCGGGGCGCUGCGUCUCCGGAGGAAUACCAGCCGAGCGCGGACGCAUGUCAGAGCGCACAUGCCUUUCUGGGGACUGCACGCCAUGGCUCUGACACAAGUGCGUCUAUCGCUGCUUCUCUGACCACGCAGAAAAGUCGUCUUUGGAUCUCCUCGCGAAGGCGGUUGUUUCUUGGUUGUUUUAUUUUGUUUUCUUUUUGUUUUCCUUUUCCCUCCCGCCAUUGACUCACAACGAAAUAUUGCUGGAAAUAUCCUCCGGAUGGUGACCGCGGACUGGACUACCUGUUUUCAGCCGCUUCGCCCCGUACCGAAGGGAAGGGACUGGGAGACUGGUUUAAGAAGGCACGUUGGAGAUCACUGAAAACCGAGACGGGCUACCAAAUUCACUCAUUUGACACCAAGGGUGUCAUUCCCCCUCUUGACACGCACACACACCUUGAAGGCGUUUUUGGUGAAUGGGGGUAACUCUGGUCCCAGAGGCUUGACACUGCGGGAACCGGGACGGGACUGAGUGCGCGGAGCGUGGGAUCACCCAGGAUAGUGUGUCUCCGCGGGUCUGUUUACAUGUCCGAUCUGACUCCUUCAUGACGAUGGAUUACUUUCUGUUUUUAUGCACCCUCUUGCUGCCGGUGGUGUCCACCGUAGAAGAGACGCUGAUGGACACAAAGUGGGCCACGACAGAAUUAGCCUGGACUGCACACCCUGAGACCGGGUGGGAAGAGGUCAGCGGCUACGAUGAUGCCAUGAACCCCAUCCGCACGUACCAAGUAUGCAACGUACGUGAGCUCAACCAGAAUAAUUGGCUACGCAGUGACUUCAUCCAGCGCAAGGAUGUGCUGCGCGUAUAUGUGGAGAUGAAAUUCACAGUGCGCGAUUGCAACAGCAUUCCCAACAUACCAGGUUCCUGCAAAGAGACCUUCAACCUCUUCUACUAUGAGUCAGACUCAGACUCAGCCACAGCCACCAGCCCUUUCUGGAUGGAGAACCCUUAUGUGAAGGUGGAUACCAUUGCCCCAGAUGAGAGCUUUUCCAUGCUUGAGACUGGGCGGGUCAACACAAAGGUUCGAAGUUUCGGGCCGUUGUCCAGAGCCGGGUUCUACUUGGCCUUCCAGGAUCUUGGUGCCUGCAUGUCACUAAUCUCAGUGAGGGUCUUUUACAAAAAAUGCUCCACCACCAUUGCCAACUUUGCCGUUUUUCCGGAGACGGCAACCGGGGCCGAGGCAACCUCCUUGGUCAUUGCGCCGGGAACGUGUGUCCCCAAUGCUCUGGAGGUGUCCGUGCCGUUAAAGCUCUACUGCAAUGGAGAUGGCGAGUGGAUGGUCCCUGUAGGAGCCUGCACUUGCGCAUCUGGCUUUGAAUCAGCCAUGAAAGAAACCCAAUGUCAAGCUUGCAGCCCUGGCACCUUCAAGUCCAAACAAGGAGACGGCUUCUGCUCGCCCUGUCCAGCCAACAGCCGGGCCAGCUCAGGGGCUUCCAGUGUUUGCUCCUGUCGAAACGGUUACUACCGCUCCGACGCCGAUUCUGCUGACUCCCCGUGCACCACUGUUCCCUCCGCACCGCGCAGCGUCAUCUCCAGCGUGAACGAAACCUCACUCGUGCUGGAAUGGAGUGACCCGCGGGACCUGGGAGGCCGCGAAGACAUUUACUACAACGUCAUCUGUAAGAAGUGCCUGCCUGAGCGAGGAAUGUGCUCACGGUGUGAUGACAACGUGGAUAUCUCGCCGCGGCACCUGGGCCUGACCCAGCGCCGCGUCACCGUCCGUAACCUCCAGGCCCACACGCAAUACAGCUUCGAGAUCCAGGCGAUGAACGGCGUCUCCAACAAAAGCCCCUACACGCCCCAGUUCUCUGCAGUGAACAUCACCACAAAUCAGGCUGCUCCCUCUGCAGUGCCCAUAGUUCACCUGAUGGCGGCCACGGUGAGCACUAUGAGUCUGUCCUGGCUGCCUCCAGAGAAACCCAAUGGAAUCAUUCUGGAUUAUGAGAUUAAGUACCAUGAGAAGGUAAGCAGCAAUGAUCAGGGCGAGGCCAUUGCCCACACCAUGACUGCACAACGGAGCAACGCCCGCAUUGAAGGCCUCAAGGCCAGAACCCCCUAUGUGGUUCAGGUCCGUGCCCGGACAGUGGCCGGUUACGGCCGUUACAGCAGCCCAGCCGACUUCAGCACCAACUUUAAAAAUGACGACCAAAAGUCAUGGCAUGAUCAGCUGCCCCUCAUCGUGGGAUCAGCCACUGCUGCCUUCGUCUUCAUCAUUGCAGUCGUGGUCAUCGCAAUUGUCUGCCUCAGAAAGCAGAGAAACGGUUCUGAGUCGGAGUACACAGAGAAACUGCAGCAGUACAAAUCCCCAAUAGUAACACCUGGAAUGAAAGUCUACAUUGACCCCUUCACCUAUGAGGAUCCCAACGAGGCGGUGCGAGAGUUUGCCAAGGAAAUCGACGUCUCCUGCGUGAAGAUCGAGGAGGUCAUCGGCGCAGGUAACCCACCAAAGCUCCUGAGCUACAGGGGGAAGACUGCUAGUCACCUCCAGGCCAUACCGUUAGAGGACUUCACAGCAAGCGGAGAGUUCGGAGAGGUGUGUCGCGGUCGCCUCAAGCUGCCUGGGCGCCGGGAGAUCAUCGUAGCCAUCAAGACUCUAAAAGUGGGCUACACUGACCGCCAGAGGCGAGACUUUCUGUCCGAGGCGUCCAUCAUGGGUCAGUUUGACCACCCCAACAUCAUCCGCCUGGAGGGUGUGGUCACCAAGAGUCGGCCAGUGAUGAUCGUGACCGAGUUCAUGGAGAAUGGAGCACUGGACUCCUUUCUACGGCUCAACGAUGGGCAGUUCACAGUGAUCCAGCUGGUCGGGAUGCUGCGUGGCAUCGCAGCAGGCAUGAAGUACCUGUCGGACAUGAACUACGUUCACAGGGACCUGGCUGCCCGUAACAUCUUGGUCAACAGUAAUCUAGUGUGUAAGGUGUCCGACUUCGGCCUGUCUCGCUUCCUCGAGGACGAUCCCUCAGACCCCACGUACACCAGCUCACUGUAUUUCAUGCUCACCUACUCAUUCGCAUAUCCACAGGGGGGCAAGAUACCCAUCCGCUGGACGGCUCCCGAGGCGAUUGCCUACAGGAAGUUCACCUCGGCCAGUGAUGUGUGGAGCUACGGCAUCGUCAUGUGGGAAGUGAUGUCGUAUGGCGAGCGGCCGUACUGGGACAUGAGCAAUCAAGAUGUGAUAAAUGCCGUGGAGCAGGACUAUCGACUGCCCCCACCCAUGGACUGCCCCACAGCCCUGCAUCAGCUCAUGCUGGACUGCUGGGUCAAAGAGAGGAACCUACGACCCAAAUUCACCCAGAUUGUGGCCACGCUGGACAAGCUUAUCCGCAACGCCGCCAGCCUCAAGGUGGUCACCAACAGCACGCAGUCCACUGGGGUAUCCCAGCCCUUGCUUGACCGCUGUGUGCCAGACUAUACUACUUUUACCACUGUGGGGGACUGGCUGGACGCCAUCAAGAUGAGCCGCUACCGUGACAACUUUGUCAAUGCCGGAUUUGCUUCCUUUGACCUGGUGGCCCAGAUGACAGCAGAGGACCUGCUGCGGAUAGGGGUGACGUUGGCCGGCCAUCAGAAGAAGAUUCUCGGUAGCAUUCAGGACAUGAGACUGCAGAUGAACCAAACACUUCCCGUCCAGGUGUGAGCGACAGGACAGACAGAUCGAUGCAGUCGAAGGACAGCAAGAUAGGAAAAGGGGGGAGGAACUGUGCCAGAGAGAGACAUUGGAAAACCCUAGCUGCCUGCCCCAUCUCUGCCCAUUAGACGCUAUGAAACUGGCUUGCAGUGCCUCUGACUAUUUUUUUUUGUCGUUAUUUCACUACCACUUUCACUUCCUGUUCCUGCUUUUUUGUUAUUCCUCAUUUUUUCUUUUUCCAUCCAAUUGGAAUUUGUGUGUUUUUUUAAAGAGGAGAAAGAGUUACCCCCCCCCCCCCCGCCGCCCCUCCUCCCUUAUAUUCCAUGCGUGCCUCACCUGCUGUGGUGUGGGUUGACAAUUGCAUGCAUGUGUGUUUUAGUGAGGUUGGCCUCAGCCCUGUAACUGAAAUGUCACACUCUGAUCCUCACUCGAGAGCCCGUCCCUGUGACCCCCCCCACCCCAGCUUUGAUGGACAUCAUAUAUAGUAAGUAAUGAACGCCCUGGUCUGAAAAAACGUGAAGAAAAGGUUCACAAAAAAACAAAAAGCAGAGGUUUUUUUUGCACCCACAAGAAAUAGAGGACAGUCCUUUCCCUGAUAGAAGUUGUGUAACUGUGCACGUGUGUGUCGUUCUCCAUCUUCAUAUUGAAGGUGUGUGAUGUAAAAGGGCAUUUGCUGGAGAAGGGUGAGGCACAAGGAAGAGGAGAAAUGAUGGGCUGAGAUCAAAGGUCAAGUAGAUGAUAGGGGUCAAAUAGGUCAAAGAAGGACAGCCGCAGUUUUGGACACUUGUUUUGGCUGUUGAAUCCUCACACGGUCAGCAGAUGACCUCUGACCUGAAGUGACUCAGAAUAGCUCCACAGCAUCAUCCAGUGUGUUUUUACAGAUAAAUGUUCUAUUUUUGUUUGUCCACACACCUUUUUUUCUUAUUUUUUUUUGGCUUUCUUACACAUUUUUGGGAGAUUUGUGGUUUUAAAAUGGCCGGUCAACCCCAAGUACGCCCACUGGACACUUUUUGUGAUUAAGGGGUGACAAGGACUGUGGCAACAAUAUAGAAAGACCACUCGGCCUUUUGUGUGCGUUUUUGUAUGUGUGCGUGCGCAUGUGUGCGUAUAUGUGUGAUUAAGUGUGCUUGGAUGUGUGAGUAUGUCGAGUUGCACACAAGUAUACUGUACAAUACAGCUUCCGCUAUUUGCCACCGUGGAGAAUUAACGCAUGAACUGACCCGUGACAAGGAGCAAAUAUAUCUGAAACAAUUACGCUAUAUUCUGUGGACAACUGUUAAACAUUCUUUUUUAUUGAAUCCCAAAAAAAAAGUUGACUUAGGGGACAAACUGAGAGAAACUAUGAUGGACACCUUACCUUCAACGUACUAUUAUCUGGAUUUAGAAAUAAUCAAAACUUUUGUUUUAAUUUCUGGAAAUCCUGCCCUAUGUAUUUAUUUGUACCCCCCCCCCCCCCCGAACCCCCCACACCCCAUCAACACCCAAAUGGACUGAAUUUGGGACGGACUUGAAACAAUCACAAGGAAGAGAAACUCCGAGAGGAUUCACCUUAUGAAUUGCUGAGUAUUAAACAAAAGGAAAUGCAUAUAAAUUGGAUAUUGUAUUUUUGUUGUUGUUCUAAACAGCUUGUACAUGUUUUCUAACAAAAAUACGAUAAAUAACAAAGAAAAAUGGUGUUUUGACAAAAUGGAAUUGUUGUUGUGAGAUGUUUGAUUCAGAGUGAAAUCAACAGCAAGUAAAGUACUAAGAGAGAGGAUGGGGGAAGUCAAGUGGCAGAGGAAGAGGUUAAUAGCAUGUCACCCUUUUACUCUUCCGUCCGUUGUUGUAAGUAUCUGUGCCCGAUUCUGUUCACGUUUAUUUGUGCCAGCCGAACUGGAUUAUUAAGCUUCGCCAAUCCGUUGUCAUUCAUCUGUGAAGCACUUUGCUUUUCUUCAAAUCAAUCACCCCUCAAACAACUCAAAUGUGGCCCACACACACCGAUGCUCAUGAUCACCUCCAACAAUGAGAUCCUCCCGAUCCAUCUUAUGCUGAACUGUUAAGGAGCAUCCAGGAGGAUUGUCCACAGGUGAUGAAGCCUAACUGCGCACUCAGUUUGAUUGCAGUUGAGGCUGAGCAGUUGAUCCGUUGUUUUCCCGCAACAGGACCCUCAGCAGAGAGUCCCGAGCCGUCAGGAGAAAACCUAUUGGUCUUUGUCUGUCAGGUCGAUUAAUGCAGCAGCCGAUCUGGCAUCGCGAGGCCACGGGCAUGCAGUGAGCGCAGACAUACGGCUGGCUGACCUAUCAUUAUCUCUCUUCAUUUCCUGUCUGGCCUGCAAUCAUCCUGUCUCAGCCCAGGCUGCUGCUUGAUUGGUACAGUGCAGGAUCAACAGCCCUGGCACGAAGAAAGCCAAAAUCUGCAGAGCCCCUCUUCCCUAAGUGAUAGCAGCUGCAUCAAGACGCCAUACUGUUUGCACCUCUCACAGGGGGGGGGGUUGAAGGUUUUAGGAUUAAAGGAUAGAGUUGCACCAAUGGUGUGUUCUUCCAGAUAUUCAUCCUAUUUUUUGGGUUUGAGCUGAUCAAUGCAAUACAUUAAUAUAAUUAGUUAGGUGUAUAAUGAUGACUUAAUGUUAGCGGCCAUGCUGUGUCUUCCCAUAUUAUUUUGUCAGACUUUCUUGAGUACCUUUAAAAGCCAUGGAGGAUAUUAUGCAAAACAACAAUGUGUUUCCAGUUUUUAUAUUGUUUUAUCUUUUUCCUCACAUGGAUGUUUUCAAUUCUGCACAUUAGGAGGGUUACUAACCCACAGUAAUGUAACUGUUGUGAAAACAAAUUAUACGGGAAGUAUCAUAUUGCUAUUUGUUGUCAACCCAGAUUUCUAUUACAAUGACUGUAGAACAAAAGCAGAGGUAUCGUCAGAUGUAUUAACAUAAUGAAAAUGUGGUGAAAGAGUCUAUUAGAUGAGCAAAUACUUUAGUUUCUCCCAAAGCAAAACACAAUUGUGUAAGGGAAAGAAAAGAGCAGAAUUGAUGUUAUCGGAGGGUGACUUUCACAAAUAGUCUCACGGGAAUAUACGAUACUAUACUUCCCGAUGCCCUCGGCUCAAUCAUUCAAUCAUUUAAGCCCCUCUAUUACAAAGUCACACGCGGCACCAAAAUGAGACAACGUUGACGAGCGUAAACAUUAAGCUGGGGUUGAAUUUGGAGGCUAAACACAAUCAGAUGGCAGACGUUCCCACUCUUAAAAAUGUCAGCGCUUCGGAGCUUCAUGAACUAUUGAUGAGGUGCACAUGGUUUACUGGGGUCUGGAGUUAUGUUCACUAAAGUCAACCAGGCGUGAGUGAUGAGCUCAACUGCAAACCAUUAUUCUUUAACUGGAUUUUCACACAUCCAUGGGAGUGUUUCAUUUUUUUUUAAAUGACAGAAAGGAAAGAGGCUUCUGACUGCACCCGUGGCUGAAAUUCAGAUGCUUUGUUGUGUUUGUGUGUGUGAGAGAGUGUGAGAGAUAAAAUCAUUUCCAUUUUUUAGUACAGAACAGUAGAGUUUUGCGUCAGAUAUCUCUUUGCGUGCUGAUAGGAUUCAAACUAUCCCAACUCCUUUGCUCCUUUUUCUUCCUAUUCCACACAGUCCAAGGACUGUCAAACACACCCAGUCAGUUGUCUGUUUAAAUAAAAAAUAUUGUCUUUUAUGUCUUCUAACAAGCUCACUCCACAUCUGUCUUUUAGUCCUUUUUGGCCCCAUCUUCAUACAAGUAAAGGAGAUGUUUCAGAGGAUACUUUUUGUGUAUAGAGUGAUCUGCGAGUAAAGCGCUGAGAAAUGCAAUUGUUAAAUCUUCUUUAAAAGCAUUAAGAUGUAUUUAAUGCUGCAGACAUACACAACAAAUUACUAAAAAAGUGAUGAUGAAUUCUUGUAGAAAUAUUUUUAAAAUACCUUUUUGCAAUUAAAUUAUUUAAGAAAUGUU
Molecule: messenger RNA, 7691 nt
Organism: Pungitius pungitius (ninespine stickleback)
Lineage: Eukaryota; Metazoa; Chordata; Actinopteri; Perciformes; Gasterosteidae
Product: ephrin type-B receptor 3-like
Exons: 16
Coding region: 679-3768 (1029 amino acids)
Biological process (GO): protein phosphorylation; axon guidance; ephrin receptor signaling pathway
Cellular component (GO): plasma membrane; dendrite
Molecular function (GO): ATP binding; protein binding; transmembrane-ephrin receptor activity
Source: RefSeq, a predicted model, not a curated record